Bactrocera latifrons is the source of this 1011-nucleotide messenger RNA. RefSeq lists its product as uncharacterized. The transcript is spliced from 2 exons. The record is from RefSeq and is a predicted model, not a curated record. Bases 380 to 982 code for a protein of 200 amino acids. Lineage: Eukaryota; Metazoa; Arthropoda; Insecta; Diptera; Tephritidae.
GUCCAAGCGCACGUACCAUGAAGAAAAUAUUACUCGAGGCUGUCUUGCCGACACAAAAACUUCGUUAUUGCGAUUUUUGAGGGAGGAUUGUACAUUGUUCGCACCAAGCAACUGCAUUCUUCUAGCGUCAAAUAAAAUAUGAAGAGAGAGAGCGAACAGUCAAUGCAAUUUGGGAAGGAGAGCGUAUUGUUUACCUACAGACUCAUCCCUGUUGUUCACCUGGCGUGUGGACGAACAGCAGAAACUUCUGCUUGUCUGCCAAAACAAAGCCAAUCGUUAAAGGGAGCACACGUACAGCUGUUAUUUAUUUAAGGAAUAACUGCCAGACAUUCGCAAAAUUAAAUUAAAUUAAUUUUACUUUGAUUGGAAAGUAGGAAAAAUGGUUGAGGGCGGCAGUUUGAUUGUUUGCUAUCGGAAGCAAAUAAGUAACAUCCAUUACGAGGCCACAAAUCGUUACGAACAGAUCAUUAAGUUGAUUAUUCAGCGCUUCAAUAUUCCCGCCUCGCAUGAGACAGCUCUGCUGAUCUCCACUGAAAACGGCAGAAUUUUUGAUAAGUUGCAGUUCGACUACUUCCUCACGCUCUUCCCGAACCCCAGCAUGGUUUUCUACAUACGUUAUGAUUACAAUCGUGCAGUCGGCAUCUUGCAGUCAACGCAACCGCAAGAGGAUGUAGCAAAAACAACAAUAGAGAGUUGUGAUAUUCAAAUGAAAAACAAAAGUGAGAAUCAAGUUGGUGAAAAUGAUGAUCAAUGUGCAUCGAAGUUUACACCAGUAUAUCGUAUGAAUUGCUUCAUCUACGAAUAUCCUACAACAGCUAUAAAUUUAACAAAUGACAGCGCUAAGAAACAGAAAGCUAAUAUGAAGAAACAGUCUCCGCGUAGCGAAUUUGUGAAGCGCGUGAAAAAGCGUUUGCAAAUCAGUGAAUUGAAAAAGCGUACAAUGAAGCCUUUGGCGCAAGUAAAGCGCUUUAUGCGACUAUGAGCGGUAGGAUAAAGAGAAAAUCUUAGCUA